This is a messenger RNA of Anthonomus grandis grandis, 6620 nucleotides long. It is a transcript of the gene Grip163, whose product is annotated as gamma-tubulin complex component 6. The coding region runs from base 277 to 4479 and encodes 1400 amino acids. Gene Ontology annotation, molecular function: gamma-tubulin binding; microtubule minus-end binding. Gene Ontology annotation, cellular component: gamma-tubulin complex; spindle pole; centrosome. The record is from RefSeq and is a predicted model, not a curated record. Gene Ontology annotation, biological process: microtubule nucleation; mitotic cell cycle; cytoplasmic microtubule organization. The transcript has 15 exons. NCBI's taxonomy places the organism in Eukaryota, Metazoa, Arthropoda, Insecta, Coleoptera, Curculionidae.
GGCAAAUCAGCUGACAGUGACAGCUCGAAAAUAUUUAAAAUUUCCUAAACAAUAGGCUUGUUUGGGUUUCAGAUUAAAAAAAUAUAUAUACCUAAUAUGUUUUUAACCGUAUAUUACACCUACUUUCUAACCAUAUAUCGUAAAAACCGGUAAAAUAUCAGUUCAUUAGCAUUUGAUUAAUUAAUUCUCAAUUACAUUAGUUUUUUAUAAAUUUAAAAAGCUGGUGACUUAAAUUGAAGAAAGCUUGUCCUAAAUACUUAGAAGAAAUAUAUUACAAUGAAUAAUACGGAAUCAGUGUAUGCCCUUAUUACCAGUUUAUGUGAAACAUUCUUUACAAGUCAGGAAAAAGUGAAGAAUUUAAGAUCGCAAUGUUAUGAGCUAUUGUUGAGGAAAAAGAUACCUAAGAAUCCAAGAAAGUUCCAAGAUGUAGAAGGAGCAACAGAACCAAUCAUAAAUUUAUUGGCUUGGUGUUACAAACUGAAACAACAGUAUGACUUUAUUGAAUGUGCAGAAGAAUUACAAACAAACGUAGAACUUUUACAAGAGAGUUAUGGACCUGAGAAAGCGAGCUUUGAGGCAGUUUUAACGUUCUUGUUAUGUCUGAAAGAUUUACCUAAGAAAAGAACCAACAAGUUGGAUUUAUCCACACUUCCCGAUAUAGAUGACCAAAUAUCUGACUUCAACGCUUUAUUCAAAUUUCCUUCCUCACUUCUUGAAGCUCCACCAAUGGACUAUCAAUCCUUCGAUAUGUUUAAGCUGUCUCAUAGAUCUGAGUCUGCUGAACUAAUAAAAAAGAAAUCAUCUCCACUUUUAAGUGAUUCAGAGGGCAAUAGUAUAUCCAACAAACAAUUACUAAAAGACGAAGGAUACUCGUCGCCCAAUAAAGAAAGUAUUUGGGAUCUCGUGACCCAGAUGUCGUUCUCGAAACAGCGUAACUGGGAAAAUUAUGGACAUGGCCCGCCCGAAAAGGAACGACCGUUUAUGUCUGAACUUGGCGAGCUCUCAUCAUUAUGGGUGGAGAAUUUGGACUCUUUAUAUUUAGCUAAUAACUUGCAUCCUAGUGUUACUGUUAUGAGCAGCAAGCUGAAACCCAGGAAGAUAUUUAUUCGGGACCUUAAGUAUUUAUUGGUUGGAAUGCCCUCUGAAACAUUUAACUUGAGCGCUAAAAAUGAAUUUUUCAAGACUCCUGGUAUAAUGCAGGAAGGAUUAGCGCCUGAUACAUUUGCGAGCUACUGUCAAAGUUUUAUUUUUGCUGGAACCUGCUAUAGGGCCUUAAAUCAAAUGGCCACUCCAGAUCCAAAUACCAGGAAGUAUAAGUAUGAUGGAUAUAUUUUUGCUGAACUGUGUGAAAGCAUCGCCCGCUAUCUCCAAUUCUUCAGGACGGCCAUUCUAGGAAUUCCAGAUGAAGUAACCUUCUUAAGAUUUCACGAGACAACUUAUAAAUUACAGGUACAAGUGUCGACUUUAGCGUCAAUUUGUAAAAUCGGCCCUUUUUCUUUCGAAUCGGGUGAAAUGCCCCAUGGAGUGGCAUUACUCAACUACUUAUAUCAGGAAAUAUUGGGGUUAAACGAUAAACAUCUUUGCAUGGUACUAUAUUCUAUAUUGUAUCCUUGCUGUCAAAUAUACUUUAGUCGAUUUUUGCAUCAGUGGUUAACCAAAGGGACCCUAAGCGAUCCUUAUGGAGAAUUUUUUGUUUCUCCAAACUUUAAAUAUUUAUCAUCCAGAGGCAGGAUUUUUUGGAUAAAAGGGUAUAGUGUUAAAGAAGAUAUUAUUCCAGAUUUCCUAAUUGAUUUGAAACACGAUAUUUUACUUUGUGGAAGAAUUAUGAAUUUCUUACAUAUAUGUGCACCUAUGAAUAAACUUUUUGUGUAUCUUAUGGGACAAAAUCGAUUUAUGUUGACUUGUUGUCUGACCCAUGAUAAAUUGACCAGUUUGGAGCAAAGUAUAUCGAAAUACUAUUUAGAGGCAUUGGCUGAGUGCGGUCCGAAGUUUAGCUUUUCAAAAGUUUUCGAAAGAGAUCGAGAGACCGACUUAAGCUACUUACAGCUUAUAGCUAAAAAACGAGCUACCACACUACGGAGAAUAGAGCUCGAACGACAAAAAGCAGCUGAAGAGUUACGUGAAAAGAAGCUAGAGGAGCUACUUAUGCUAAAAGAACAAUACGAAACUGCUUUAGAGGAAAAACAACUGAAAAUUUAUAAAGAAAUCGAAAGGGAAAUCAAAACUAUCCAAGAAGACUUGGAAAUUGAGCAAAUGAGGCAACAACUUAUCGAAAAUGAAGCGAAAAACAUGAUUGAUUACUAUAGCGAACUCCAUCGUGUCUCAGAGGAGCGCAAAGAGAAAAUCGAAAAUCACGUAAAGUGCAUUACGAAAAUUCAUAUCGACACCGGAAUCGGCGACAAGGAAUUUAAGUCUGCCGAAAGCAUUCCCGAAAAAAUCAACAGCUCUUCGGAAAGUUUCUAUUCGGUACCCAAUGACGUCCAAAUGGCAGAGAGCAUCGACCUGGAAUCAGAAAAAGGCGAUUUGCUGAAACAUUCUGAAUCUCAACGUAAAAUGCAUAGUUCUGAAUCGAUGGACGUUAUUAACGCUAAUGUGAGAACUGAAUUACUUGAAUGUAUUCCUGAGCAACAACGAACCGAAACUAAAGAAACAAUCAGCACCGUUAAUUCUAAUCCAACCAUUCAACAAACGAUCGAUAACUUCGAACUGGCUCGUAAAAUUAAGAAAAAAGUCCUUAAUCAAGAAUUAGGUAUUGCAAUAAGCGACUGGUCUCAAAACAGAGAGAAACCAAUUAAACCAGGGGUCACGUAUCCCAAUUUAACCGAGGCACAAAGAAAUAAAUUGAGGGUUUUAUCGUCCGAGUUUGGAAUUGAAAGUUUAAAAGACAACGUGAAGACUGAUCGGGUGAUAACGGUUGCUGUGGUGAAUCGGAAUAAAAUAAUGGGACAUAAUGAGUGUUUUAUUCCGAAUUACGGUGUGAAGACUGAUAAUGCGAGUUUUGUUAAUAAGAAUGUUAAAGAGGAUAUGCACCCAGAAAAAGGCGAAUCAAAGACUACCCAAGUUAAAAAAUCUGUAUCGCUUCAACUAGAUUUGAAUAAAACAAAAUCCGAUGGCGAAAAGCCAAUUCCGAUGUCCGUAGACUCUACUCCAAUGAGUGAUAUGCCGUUCAUUACGACACCGUUAAGCGAUUUACCAAGGAGCGUUACACCCAGUAGCAUGUUCUUAAGUACUGACACAAAAAUUGAUAGUUUUCCUACGACUGCUGACACCGGACUGACUGAGGAAGCUUUUAGUUUCCCGAGUAGUUUUUCCAGAUUAGGACGAAUAGAAUCGUUUCAGAAACCGGAGUCACACAUACCGAUAUUCUCAAAACGGGUACCAGCAGAAGAGGCCAAAAACAUCUCCAAAAAUUCCCUGAACUCCCUCAAUUUAUUUUUGCAUGAAAGUGUAAAUAUUCCUUUGCAAAUCCAGUUAAAAUUGGCAAACAACGAGAUUUUAAAGUACUUUAUCGACGAAUUAAAGUUCCUUAGACACUUGCAAAACAUUAGGGACUAUUUCUUUUUGCAAGAUGGGGAAUUUGGCAGGAGUAUUACGGAGAAUUUGUUUGAGAAGCUUUAUAGCGUCAAUUUUCCUUUAGAACUUAUUAAUUUCAGGACUCUACAACAUUUAGUGUUUAGUGCUCUGGAUAACUCUAACAAAAGCCCGGAGAAUGCCGGAAAUUUGUCAUUUAAGAUCAACAAUAACCCGAAAUGUUUCGACUUAGGAGAUCCAGAUGUAUUAAGCUGUAUUUCUUUAACAUAUAAAGUGCAAUGGCCUUUAAACGUUUUAUUGCCUUCAGAUGCUUUCGCUAAAUAUGAUCAGGUCUUUAAAUUUUUAUUGACAAUCAAUCGCAUAUCAUGGGUUCUGAAAAAAAUCUUUUUGGAACUAAAAAUGCUCGCAAAAGAAACUGGAAAUAAGGAAAUCUAUUUGAUGUCAUCCCCCCAAUAUCGUCAUUUACAUCAGUGUAGGCACGUAAUGUCCCAUUUUAUGCAAACCUUUCAAAACUAUAUCGUGGGUGAAGUCUUGCAACCGAGCUGGUCCAAUUUGGAAAAAGUGUUAAUGGGAGUCUCCACAAUCGACGAAUUAUAUAAUGCCCACAGUUAUUAUAUUAAGGACAUUAUGUUCAGGUGUCUACUAAAUCAAAAAUCUGCAGCCCUUAAAAGCCUUAUCAACAAAAUAUUCAUAGUGAUCUUAAAAUUUUUUCACUAUUUACGUUCCGGCCAGUGGAGUAAUGAAAAUGGUACCUACGUGCAUCCAAACUUCGAUAAACUGGAAAAAAUUUACAAGAAUUUCGAGGAGUUUGUUAUUUAUCUCUUUAGGACUAUAAGAAAAGUGGUGGGAAGUGGAUGCCAACCGCAGCUCAUUCAGUUUUUGGACGUAUUGGACGUUAACGAUUUUUACUCAAAAAAAUUGAAAAAGCAAAGAGAAAACAGUAGUUAGAAUAAAGGUUACCCUUCUGCGCAAUGGCGAAAGAUACUCAAUGGCGAUGCCAGGUGUUACUUACCUUCAUGCUGCCAGCCCGCGUGUUACAUUCACAAACACGAACGGCCUCCCGAAUGGCGAUGCCGCGUGUUACUUACCUCCAUGCGCGCCGGAUCGAUCUACAAAGCACCGCCAAGCCAGUAGGCGUGCAUUCCCACGUGGGGUAUAAAUGUACCCCAGGCUAUUCAAACAACUUUAUUUUUGAAAAACCGAUAAAAAAAUGUGGUUUAAAAGGCAGUAAAUAUUUACAAAUCUUUUAUUAACAGAAAAUAAAACUCUUCACAAAAAAUAAGCUUUUUUUGGGCAAAUAUGCAAGAAAAGAGAUGUAUGGGGUACAUUUGUACCCCACCCGGGAAGACGAAGGUUACUAAAAAGUUGUUUUUUAAAUUUUCAUUUUAUUUAUAUUCGUUAAACGUCUUCGAAUUAGACAAUAUAACCUUAAGAAUAAAAUAUAUGUACAUAACAACAAUAUAAUUGACAACUAAAUCCUUUCACAAAUUGAAAAGCAUUUUAUAGGUGUUUCCUUAAAAACGAACUAGGACAAGGUUAAGAUUUGUAACUUCGUUGAAAUAUUUGAUUUUUGAACCUAAUGGCUAAGAACGAAAAUAAGAAGCAAUAAUCAAAAGUAUUUAUUCAGAAACACCGGAAUUUUUUUUUUAUAUAUAUAAUUUCCAUGGGAACUUUGUAAUAUCAAUCAAUCAAUCAAUGCUUUAUUAUCAUAAAAUUUAAAAUUUUGUCGACAAAGCUAUUAUUUAAAUAAAUCAUACAAACAAAAUAUACACAAAGACAAAACAAAAAAUACAAAUAUAUAAAAAUAAAAAAUACAACAAAACAUACAAAAAACUUAACAAUUUUAUAAAUUGUUUAGGUCACAUUUCCUUAAAAUCUAUAAAAUAUAUAUACAUUCACUUGUAUACAAAGUCGGCAAAAGGCAGUUGUUUACAAAAACAUUAUUAGCAAACUACUAAUUUGUUUAUAUAAUAUACGAAUAUUAUUUAUGUACAUUAUCAUAACAACAUAAACAAAUUUACCAGUGUUUAGGAAGCGCGUGCUUAAAAUUACAUAACAUUAAUUAUUAAAAAAAGUCGUUUACUGUGUAUAAGGCUCUCUCCAGCAAGUAUGAUUUCAGAGCUUUCCGAAAUUUGGAAAAAGUUGUUAUUGAUUUGAUUUCAAAUGGGAGAUGAUUGUGCAUUUUUUUUGCAUUGUAAAGAAUGGAUCGUUUAACUAGUUCUGAUCGUGGGGUUGGUAGAUAAAGAUCGUACUCUGCGUUUCUAAGAGGAUAAUUGUGAGAUGGCCUUUCUGACAUAUCUGAUAAGUGCUUGCGGAUUAGGCAGACGGAUUCAAAUAUAAAUAAGGAAGGAAGAGUUAGUAUUUUAAAUUUUUUUUAAUAUUCCUGGCAGUGAGUUCUGUAAUUUACUCUUAAUGAAUAGCGGAUAGCUCUCUUUUGUAGCUUAAAUAUGCGUUCAAAUUGAGUCGCACCACACGUACCCCAAAACGGAAGGGCAUAUCGGAGGUGCGACUCAAACAGGGCAUAAUAAACUGUUAUAGCCGUUGCCAAACUUAGCUCCCUGGAUACUGAUCUCAGAGCAAAACAUGAACUUAAUUUUUUGGAUAAGUAAUCGAUGUGGAUAUCCCAUUUUAAAGAGUUCUCUACCAUCAGUCCCAAGAACUUUACGGAAUCAACGACCUCCAUUCUGUUGUUAUUAAUUACAAAAGGUUGCAACGCACCGCUAAAUGAUAAUACUCUAGUUUUUGAGACGUUAAGGCACAAGAGAUUUAAAUCGCACCACGAUUUAAUGGUGACUAGGUCACGAGAUAUGGUUCUACGAAGAGCCACCAUAUUUAAGUUGCUCCAAGAAAAACUAGUAUCGUCCGCAAAGAGACAAAUUUUACCAUUUAUGUCCAGAUUAGCAAUAUCAUUUAUAAAUAGAAGAAACAAAAUAGGGCCUAGAACUGAGCCCUGAGGUACCCCGCAUUCUAUUGGCUUGCACGAAGACGUCAUCGAAUCAAUCCUAACAAACUGGUUCCUGUUGUUUAGGUAUGACAUGAACCAUUCGAGAGGUGUUCCUCUAAUUCCAUAGUGCUGCAAUUUAUUAAUU